This is a messenger RNA of Hordeum vulgare subsp. vulgare (domesticated barley), 2262 nucleotides long. Its product is annotated as putative clathrin assembly protein At2g25430. The transcript has a single exon. Gene Ontology annotation, biological process: clathrin coat assembly; clathrin-dependent endocytosis; vesicle budding from membrane. The record is from RefSeq and is a predicted model, not a curated record. Gene Ontology annotation, molecular function: phosphatidylinositol-4,5-bisphosphate binding; 1-phosphatidylinositol binding; clathrin heavy chain binding. Bases 103 to 1959 code for a protein of 618 amino acids. Gene Ontology annotation, cellular component: clathrin-coated vesicle; clathrin-coated pit. Lineage: Eukaryota; Viridiplantae; Streptophyta; Magnoliopsida; Poales; Poaceae.
UCUUCUUCUUGGACCUUGGAGGAGGAUUCUUGAUCGAUCGACCGUCUUCUUCUUGGACCUUGGAGGAGGAUUCUUGAUCGACCGACCGAUCGCCGGCCGGCCAUGUCGAUCCGGAAGGCGCUGGGCGCGGUCAAGGACCAGGCCACCAUCGGCAUCGCCAAGGUGUCCAGCGCGGCGGCGGCUGACCUGGACGUGGCCGUCGUGCGCGCCACGGCGCACGACGACGGGCCGCCCGACGAGCGGCACGUGCAGGAGGUGCUCCGCCUCACGUCCGGCUCCUCGAGGGCCCACGUCGCCGCCUGCGUCGCCACCGUGUCCCGCCGCCUCGCCAGGACCCGCGACUACGUCGUCGCCGCCAAGUGCCUCGCGCUGCUCCACCGCCUCGUGGCCGACGGCGACCCGCACUUCCGCCACGAGCUCGCCCGCCCCGCCGCCCGCCGCGCCGGCUCGGUGCUGGCCGCGCUCUCCGGCUUCCGCGACGAGGCGCACUCUGCGUCCUGGGACCACUCCGCCUUCGUGCGCGCCUACGCGCUCUACCUCGACGACCGCGUCCGCUUCCUCCUCGCCCUCCUCCCCGCGCCCCGCACCGUGCGCUUCGCCGACCACGACGGCUACGGCUACGGCUACGGCCGCGCCGCCGGGGGCGGCGAGGCGCCGCCUCCGGACAUGACGGUCUCCGUCCACGACAUGGACGUCGAGGGCCUGCUGGCGCGCGGGCUGCAGCUGCGCCAGCUCAUCGACCGCUUCCUCGCCUGCCGCCCCACCGGAGCCGCCAGGCGCAGCCGCGUCGUGCUUGCCACGCUCUGGCCGGUCGUCAAGGAGAGCGCCCGGCUCUACGAGGACGUCGCCGUCGUCCUCGCCGUCCUGCUCGACCGCUUCUUCGACAUGGAGUACCCCGACUGCGUCAGGGCCUUCGAGGCUCACGUCAGCACCGCCAGGCUCGUCGACGACCUCCUCGCCUUCUACUCCUGGUGCGACGACGCCGGCGUCGCGCGCUCCUCCGACCUCCCGAAUGUCAAGCCCAUCGACCACAAGCUCCUCGAGACGCUCGAGCAGUUCGUGCGUGAGCGCGGCAGGGCUGGCCAGUCCUCCUCGCCGCCGCCUCGACAGCUUCAGCACGCUGUCCAAGAAGCUUCCCGGAGCGAGGACGAGCACCGCCACGCAGAGUACCACCACAUGAACGGCAUCAAGGCGCUCCCGGCCCCAGAGCACAUCAACGCUGCGACGGUGGCGCGGCCACGGCCGGCUCAAGCUAGCGUCCCGCCGGUGGCCAGGGCACCGGAGGAUCAGACCAGUGACCUGGUGGACCUAAGGGAGUCUGCGGCAGCAGCCGACGAGCAGGGGAACAAGCUGGCGCUGGCGCUCUUCUCCGAGGCGCCAUCACAGUCCGCGAACGGCAGCUGGGUGGCGUUCCCGUCCGACGACGGCGCCCCCAAGGAAACGACGACCUCCGCGUGGCAGACACCGGCGGCAGAGCCGGGGAAGGCCGACUGGGAGCUGGCGCUGGUGGAAACGGCAAGCAACCUGUCAAAGCAGACGGCAGCUCUGGGCGGCGGGAUGGACCCGCUCCUCCUGCACGGGAUGUACGACCAGGGCGCCGUCCGGCACCACGCGCGCGCGCAGGCCGCGUCCGGGAGCGCGAGCAGCGUGGCGCUCCCGGGCACCCACAACAUCCUGGCGCUCCCCGGGCCAGACGGCGUGGCCGGAGGGGACCCGUUCGCGGCGUCGCUGGCCGUGCCGCCGCCGUCGUACGUGCAGAUGGCGGAGAUGGAGAGGAAGCAGGAGCUGCUGGCGCAGGAGCAGAGGAUGUGGGCGCAGUACCGGCAGGGCGGGAUGCAGGGGCAGGCCGGGCUCAACGGCGUCGCCGUCGGCGGCGGCGGGAGCGCGUUCGCGUCCAACACCUCCGUGCCCAUGCCGAUGCCCAUGGCCUACCACGGAGCCGGCGCGUACUACUACUAGCUACAAUCCUCGAGCUCGAGCUAAGCCCGUCUCUCAACUUUUAUCUGUGAAUAAUAAUACUCUGAACUUUGAUCGUGAUUUACUACGAAAAAACUAUUGUAACUCGAAUUCAUUUGAUCCUGCUCGAUCGAUCGCUGAGGUAACCAUGGCGAUUGAGAAUUUUGAGAUUGAUGGUGAAAAUAUACAGUAAAAUGCUGAUAAGAAAUCAGUUUUUUUUUCCUCAUUUGAUCUGUCAUCUAUGAUGUUUGGAAUUUGCCGGUGUACGGAAUUUUUCAUGCUAAUUAAUUUGUCGUUGUUGUGAUA